AUGGUAAAAACAGUAAAAAAAACCACAACCCUCGCCGCCGCCGCCGUCGCCGCCGCCGCCGCCGCCGCCGUCGCCGCCACCACCACCACCACCAUCACCACCACCACCACCACCACCACCACCACCACCACCACCACCACCACCACCACCACCACCACUAACACCACCACCAUAUUCUUGAAGAAUCGCUGUGGGAUUUUUGGGAUUGACUUUAAAGACAAUGCUGACUUGCCGAAAUGA
Spirometra erinaceieuropaei is the source of this 240-nucleotide messenger RNA. The record is from the annotation of a GenBank genome assembly. Lineage: Eukaryota; Metazoa; Platyhelminthes; Cestoda; Diphyllobothriidea; Diphyllobothriidae.